GUUGGAUGCCCCUCCUCCCUCGUAUUCCCCACGAUCUCUGCCACUUUUCUCUGAACACGACUUCGCGGUCUAUAAAGAGGAGUAUUGUCCUCGUUUGAAAACAACAUGGCAGAUAACUUAGUGGCCCUAUCUGGAGGAAGAGACAGCGGAGUUGUGAUCAAGGAUGACUGGCCAGGAUACAAUUUAGAUUUGUUCAGUUAUCCUGAGCACUAUUCUAUGGAUUUGGAAUGUGUCUACAUUCCACAUGGUGUGAUUAUGGACAGGACAGAGCGCCUUGCCAGGAACAUAAUGGAGGACCUGGGGGAUCAUGCUAUUGUGGUGUUAUGUGUGCUGAAGGGAGGCUACCAAUUCUGUGCUGAUUUGGUAGAGAAGAUCAAAGCCUUGAGCCGCAACUCUGACCACACCCUCCCCAUGAGGGUCAACUUCAUCCGCCUCAAGAGCUAUAUGAAUGACCAGUCAACAGAGGAUCUCCACAUCGUGGGGGUGGAAGACCUGACCUUCCUCAGUGGAAAGAACGUCUUGAUAGUGGAGGCCAUUGUAGACACAGGGAAGACAAUGAAGACUCUCCUUAAACAUGUGGAGGCCUUCAGGCCUAAGAUGAUCAAAGUAGCAGGACUGCUGGUGAAGAGAGUUCUAAACGGAGCAGGAUGUGUCCCUGACUAUGUUGGUUUUGAGAUACCCAGUCGCUUUGUAGUUGGCUAUGCCCUAGACUACAAUGAGUAUUUCAGAGACCUCAAUCAUAUCUGUGUACUGAGUGAAAGGGGAAAACUGAAGUACAAAGUUUAAAAGGAGAGCUGCUGUGUAGGCAAACUGAUGAGGCACAGGAAAUGUUGUGCCACAAAAACCUUGGACAGGCUUCCCAUGAGUGGUCAGUGACACAAAUGUUAGGAGACUGAUUAAUAAGGAGAGCCACCUCCUGUUCCUUCACUACAUUCAUUGAGACAUUCCUCAGAAUCCACUCCCUAUUAAAUAUAUUACGUAAGAAACCAAGUGCAGUGAUUUGUUUUUUGAACUGUGAAAUGUUUGUUCCAUAUUCUUACCUGUUCAGAAUUGCUAAAUGUUGACAUUGCGUAGAAAAUAACCAUUGAAACUGCCUUUCCAUUCAUUGCCUUCUAUUUAUUUUCUUGUGCAUCUUUUAACUAACCGUGUUCUUAUUCUGACAGCAGACCCAUGUGGGACAAUAUUCUUCAUCUUGAAAUAUAUUGAGAAAAAGGUUUAUUGACAUACAUUGGCUUAAUUAGAGUAAUGAGUGAAGGGUGUUUGCUUCAACUACAGAGUUUGACUCCAUGCUUUGUGUGAAACAGAAACAUUCAGCUUUGGAUGAAAGGGAUUGCACUGUUGUGGUAUUUGGAGGUUCUGAUUGAAAAAGACCUUUCCAUUUUUGUUGUCCAUGUGUAUUCCUGUAAUCUUUACUGUUCUACUUGGAUCAGGGCCACAGGAAAAAAGAUUUAAAGUUUAAGGUCAGAGUAUAUGUGUGAAAAACACUUACAAUUUACGGUGUAUGUUUUGGUGCCUGAAAGACGUACACUAAACAAACUAAUGUCUAUCAUUUUUGGGUGUAUGUUUGAAAUAAAUAACGGUAAUGUAAUAAAAUCGUAUUAGUUCUGAUUGUCUACACUUAAUGUU
Messenger RNA from Osmerus eperlanus (European smelt), 1626 nucleotides. It is a transcript of the gene prtfdc1b, whose product is annotated as phosphoribosyl transferase domain containing 1b. The transcript is spliced from 9 exons. The record is from RefSeq and is a predicted model, not a curated record. Gene Ontology annotation, cellular component: cytosol. Gene Ontology annotation, molecular function: hypoxanthine phosphoribosyltransferase activity; magnesium ion binding. Bases 106 to 786 code for a protein of 226 amino acids. NCBI's taxonomy places the organism in Eukaryota, Metazoa, Chordata, Actinopteri, Osmeriformes, Osmeridae. Gene Ontology annotation, biological process: guanine salvage; IMP salvage; purine ribonucleoside salvage.